UAGAGUUUCAUGAAAGUGGAAACUUUGUCCGUCAGCUUUGUUGUAGCGUCGACUACAGCAGGAGAUCCUCUGGUCACCUACAGCGGAGAAACAACAACAACAAGGCUGCUGAAGCAGGUGUCAUGCAGUGCUCUCUGUGCAGGCUGCGUACGCACCAGUGGUGUUUCCUCCUAUUCAACGUGCUGCUCUUCCAUGCCUUGUUGUUCGGGGCUGACUUUGUCGAGGAGUACCUCCUGCAGCCAACGCCUGAUGUCUACACCGAUGGCACUGUUGCCGAUGUAAGGGAGAAAGCGAGGAAACUGGACCUGAGCGGCGCCAGGGAGAAUGUGUCCCAGGCCUACCCCAUCACUGGCCCCGACGCCUGCAGAAACUCCGACCUGUUCCUCCUCGCAAUAGUGUUCAGCUCCCCAGCGAACGUCACCCAGCGAGAUGCAGUCAGGAAGACGUGGGCCAACCAGACACUCAUCCAAGGCUUCCCAGUGAAGGUGCUGUUCUUCUUAGGAUCAACUCAGACUUCCAGUGCACAAGAGGCCCUCGUGAGAGAGUCCGACUGCUAUGGGGACAUGGUCCAGGGUCAUGCAGUGGCUCACUCGUCCCUCCGUGGCCCAACAGAGAGGACUGUGCUGGCAUUCCGCUGGGUGAUCACCUUCUGUCCUCUGGCACGCUUUGUUCUGCUGACCAAAGACUCUGUGUUUGUCAAUCUCCCUGCCAUCGGAGGCUACCUGCUCGGGCUGCACAGGCACCCCGAGAACCUUUAUCUGGGCAGGGUGAUCCAGAAGGACUCACCAGACCGAGACCCCAACAGUCCUGGCUACCUUCCCCCGGUUCUCUACCCAGACAAGUACCUGCCUGAAUACUGUGAUGGGACGGCUUACGUUCUAUCCCAAGAUGUGGUCCGGAAAGUGUACGUAGCAUCUGCAGCAGUCCACGCACCUGUGAAAGCUGAUGUUUUUGUGGGGCUCUGUGCUCAGAGGGCUGGGGUGGCACCAACCCACAGCGCCAGGUUCUCAGGGGACAAACAUAUCCGCUACAAUGCCUGCUGCUACGGUUAUCUGUUCGGCUCAGCGGGAAUGAGGAGCCAAGACCUGGAAACAGUUUGGGAAGAUCUGGGACAGAAGGGUGAAAGAUGCUCACUGUUAAAGACCUACUAUGGCCUGGUAACGUGCAAAGCCCUCACUUACCUGGACAAACUGUUCUUCUUCAAAUCCCAGGGACAAGCCUAA
This is a messenger RNA of Scophthalmus maximus (turbot), 1223 nucleotides long. Its product is annotated as beta-1,3-galactosyltransferase 9. The transcript has 2 exons. Gene Ontology annotation, cellular component: membrane. Gene Ontology annotation, molecular function: hexosyltransferase activity. The record is from RefSeq and is a predicted model, not a curated record. The coding region runs from base 123 to 1223 and encodes 366 amino acids. Lineage: Eukaryota; Metazoa; Chordata; Actinopteri; Pleuronectiformes; Scophthalmidae.